CCCCCUUCCACCUCCGGCCCUUCAAUGCCGUUCCUUCUCUCUCUAGAGGGUGAUUAUAUAUGUUCUAGGCCUACAAUAGGACGCUCUCUCCAGGGCCUGCCUAAGCUCCACGAGGAGUUGGUGGAAUCGCGUGCGAGGACCCAUGCAUUGGACAAGCUGAAAAGUCUAAUCCAAAAGCCACAAUAUCUUCUAGAAGCCCUCUCCGAUGCUUGUCUUGCUUCUAUGACCUGCCUUUCCGGGUCUAAUCCGUAUGUUGACAGCACAUGGGUUAAAUGUGCAAGGUUGGCUCUGGACCCUGCGGGCAGCCCCAACCAACACGCUUGGCGCAAGAGAUUAAGCCUUAACCCACCCAUCCUUCUGUAACCUUACUUCUAUACUAAAAGAGACAAGGGAGAAGAGAGAGAGAGGGGGAAAGAGAGGCGUGGGUUGGAGAAGCUUAAAUAUCGUGUGGUGAUCACCCUUCCCCCCUUCCAGGGCCGUCCGGGUUCUCUUGUCUCCUGGCUCGACAUCUCCUACAAUUUGUGCAAUACUCUCUGUCUCUCUCAAAUUCCACCAUACCUCUUCCCAGGGCAAUGGCUGCCUCUCACGGUAACGCCGCCAUUGUGGUUGGUGGGUUUAACUCAAUCGAGGGCAAGGUCGUGGAAGUCCCCACGCACCCAGAGAUCAACGAAAAGGGCCCACAUGCAGGAGACGAUAAUAUUGUCGACGAGAAGGGCCAUGGGGCCGACUUCGACAUCACCGCUGCCCCAGUCCGGAGCAACGACGAGGAUGGAGACGAGCACGACAAGAAGAGCGACGACGCCAUCAUUGUGACUGGUGCCGACGCGGCCCAGCACCUCUUGCCCUUGCGCGAUGAUGGCGACCCCGCCUUUACCUUUCGAGGUAUCUUCAUUGCGACCAUCUUGUCUGGAUUCCAAGCUGUCGUGUACCAGAUCUACAUGUUCAAACCGACCCUCAUCACCAUCCAGGGAACCUUCAUCGUCCUCAUUGCCUACUUCCUCGGCAACGGCUGGGCUGCCUUCCUGCCCCGAGGCGACCGCUAUGAAGCCCGCUGGAGGGAGCAGGGUGGCCAAGGCAAGCUUCCUACAUGGAUCACCGUGGCCAAGUUCUUCAACAACGGCCCCUGGGGUCUCAAGGAGCAUGCCAUCGCCGCUAUCACCGCCACCGGCGCCUCCAAUGCCGCCGCGGCCAGUCAAGUCUUUGCUGCGCAGGAUCUCUUCUACGACCUGCCCUUGUCGCCCACCACUGUGAUCCUGAGCACCAUCAGCAUUGGUCUCUUUGGCUACGGCCUCUGCGGCCUCAUGCGGCCCAUCGCUGUGUGGCACGUCGAGUCCGUCUACUGGAGUACCCUGCCCACCGUCAAGACCCUCCAGGGUCUGCACUGGGAGGGAAUCAAGGACUCAAAACCCAUCCGCUACUUUUGGUAUGCAUACGGAAGCAUGUUCGCCUAUGAGUGGUUCCCCGCAUACAUCUUCCCAUGGCUCAACUCGGUCUCCAUCCCUUGCCUGGCUGCCAUGAAGGCUACCGGCUCCACCGCUGCGACAUUGACCAACCUCUUUGGUGGCGCUUCUACCAACGAGGGACUCGGCCUGUUCAAUUUCUCUUUUGACUGGCAAUACAUCACCUCUUUCCAAACCUCUCUUCCCCUGAAGCUGCAGUGGCAUCAGGCUGCAGGAUUUGGUGUCUGCUAUCUGGCGAUGCUGGGAAUCUACUACUCCAACGACUGGAACGCCAAGUCGCUUCCCUUCAUGUCGACUUCGCUUCAUCUGGCCAACGGAUCUUCGUACCCGACCGAGGAGGUGUUUAGCGGCGGUCUGCUCAAUGACACGGCCCUCGCCGAGUUUGGUCCUCCCAAACUGGCUGCUACUUUCGCUUACUCCAUGUUCAUUGCCAACGCCGCUAUUGGAGCCCUGAUCAUGCAUUGCUUCAUCUUUUGGGGUGGUGAUGUCAAGCGGGCCUACAAGAGCGCAAGACAGGGUAAAUUCGACGAUCCUCACCACACGCACAUGGCCGCCCACUACAAGGAGGCACCAUGGUGGUGGUACGCAGCCGUGCUCGUCAUAUCCUUCUUCCUCGGUCUCGUCGUCGUCCUCAAGGAAAAUGUCACACUGCCAGCCUGGGGUUAUAUUGUGAGCUUGAUAUUGGGAAUUGUCAUUGCGCCGCUGUCAACCAUCCUCUACGCGCGCUAUGGAAACGGUAUCGCGACGAACAAUCUCUCCAAGAUGUUGGCGGGAUUGAUGCUGCCAGGUCGUCCAGUUGGUAACAUGUACUUUGCCGCUUGGUCACACAAUGUGAUCUCGAAUGCCGUAAACCUGGCCAAUGACUUGAAGCUGGGAGAAUACCUCAAAAUUCCUCCUCGGGUCAUGUUCCUGACUCAGAUUUACGGUACCAUCCUCGGCGGCUUCAUCAACUACGCUGUCAUGAUCUCCAUCGUCAACGGCAACCGUGAACUCCUCGCCAGCGGCAACGGCGAUUCGUCCUGGAGCGGUGCCAACAUGCAGGCCUACAACACAAACGCCGCCUCCUGGGCCUUGUCUGGCUACAUGUACAAGGCUGGCACCACGUACGCCAUGGUUCCGGUGGGUCUUGCCAUCGGUGCCGCGUUGGUCGUUGUCCAUCGUGUUAUCGUCCACUUCAUCCCCAAGAUCCGGGGCUUCUCCCUCAGGGAGGUCAACAUGCCGCAGUUCAUCCAGUACGCCGGCUACAUUCCUUACAACCAGAGCCAGACGUGUGUCAUCUUCACCUGGGUCAUCUCGGGCUUCUUUUGCCAGUUCUACCUCCGGAACUACCGCCCCAAGAUCUUCAAGGACUACAUGUACCUGGUGACGGGCGCCUGGGACGGUGCCAGCCUGACAGUCCUCUUCAUUCUCUCCUUUGCCGUCUUCGGUGCCGGUGGGCCCUCGAUUCCCUUCCCGACCUGGUGGGGAAACAACGGCGCAAAUGGAAACUAUGAUUUCUGUCCCACAUCUGACUAGGCGUCAAUGCUGAAAGUCAUUGUGCGGUGGAAGUAGUGGCCUUCCGCGCUUCGAGAGUAAGAGAAUACAUAGAUAAUAAAUAUGUCAAAGUCAGCGCCAACCUGCCUGUAUUAGUGCGGCUGGAUAUAUAUAAUAUACAAUCUCUACUAU
Molecule: messenger RNA, 3125 nt
Organism: Cryphonectria parasitica EP155
Lineage: Eukaryota; Fungi; Ascomycota; Sordariomycetes; Diaporthales; Cryphonectriaceae
Exons: 8
Coding region: 573-2975 (800 amino acids)
Biological process (GO): transmembrane transport
Molecular function (GO): oligopeptide transmembrane transporter activity
Source: RefSeq, a predicted model, not a curated record